CAGCUCCCACGUUCCCUUUAUAAAUAUUGGCCCUGACCGUCCCUGCGUGGAUUAUCCUUAUCGAGAUUCGAGAAGAUAAAUCGAUAAUUGGAAGGAAAUGGCGUGCAGUAAGCCGAACCGGAGCGACGUUCCUCUAUCAAGGGAGGAGGCGGCCAGGAGAGAGGAAGAAACGAGGGAGUAUUUCCACGGAAUCGCUCCCAAACGCCACACUAAGCCUCAGCGCAGCGAGUACUCUUCUAACUAUGCCGACGAUUUCCCUAAUUUCGAUCAGAAUAUUCCCGAACUUGCCAAGUUUCAACAGCUGGAGAACGAUCCUGAGAAACUGGUUUACAAUGGGAGAGAAGCCACAGAGGAAUACAUGGAGACCGAGUACUACAAAGAUCUGAACUGCGUAGACAAGCAACACCACACAACGGGAACGGGUUUCAUCAAGAUGGAUAACGCGAACGGUAAUUGCUUUAGACUGGCACCGGAUUCGGAUUCCGGCUACCAUGCUUCGUGGAAGGGAAAUCCGGCAACUAACGACUGGAUUCCGGCAGCAGCUGAUAUGAUAAUUCCGGGUUCCGACAAGCCCAAUAGGAGCGACAAUUGAAUAAAAGGAAGAAACUAUUGAUUUCUUCUAAAUUAGAUGAUGAGAAUGACGACUGCAUUGCUCGAAUAAUUGUAUGCACAAAAUGUAAUGAUACGAUAAAAUGGGCAUGCUAAAUCUGCAUGAAUACUUCCCCGUGUUGUCUGAGUAAUGUGUUAAGUUCAUGGCUAUAUGUCCUCGUCUGGCUGGCUCACUUGCUUACCAAAAGAGCUCUUUUUUCUAUUUCAAGUGUGUUCACAGUUCACUUGGUCUGUUCUCUGUUGUUCCAGAUUUUCUUUUCUCAGCACUCUUAACUGAUUGUACCUUGAGCAAUUGAUUUUAAUGAAAUCUACUCUUUAAUCAA
This is a messenger RNA of Nelumbo nucifera (sacred lotus), 932 nucleotides long. RefSeq lists its product as uncharacterized. Lineage: Eukaryota; Viridiplantae; Streptophyta; Magnoliopsida; Proteales; Nelumbonaceae. The record is from RefSeq and is a predicted model, not a curated record.